GAUUUGGUGGGCGGGAAGGAACUUUCACUCUGGACCCCUUGCACUUUGAAUGCCUCAAAAUCACAGUGGGAGCGCAGUACGGGCAAGUGUUUUAAAAGGUUGAGAAAGGAAAAAAAGAAACUGUGCCUGUGCCAUUUUGAUAACAAUUUAAUGAUGGGCUGCUUAGCUGUACAAAUGCUCCUUCUCUCAACCUUUAGCGAAAAAGUGCCAUUAUGUAAGCGUUCUUGACUGUUCAAUGUGCUCUGAGGUCAUGCUGAACUAUUUCUAUUGAACGCGGCUUUUAAAGUGGCGCGCAACAUUUUUUCUGCUUUUAUGUCGAAAUGUUUUUCUGAACUCUGAAAUUUUGGAACCGAAGGCAGACUGAAACGAGCCAGACGUGGCCAUCUCUGCGUUUCAUACGCAGAAAAAAAAGCCUGAUUCAAGUACACAAUGAAAACAUUGCGAAGGGAAUGCUAGCUAGCUCAUUAACUAAGAAGCUAAUCUCAUCUGUGCGGCGGACAGUGUGAUGGAACUCUGUUGUAAAGUCAUUAGCCCUGUAUUCCAAUGUAGACAUUCAAAGAUAUAUUUUCUGUUCACGGGUUGUGUUAGCAUGUGGCUUUCUUGAAUCAUUUCGCUGCUCACAACAGAAUAUGGCUUAUGUAACCCUGCUAUGUUGUCACACGGGUACGUAUCGCUAUGCCAGUGAUGAAUAUACAUCUGCGACAUACUCUGAUGAAAAAUUCAAAAGAAACAAGUGUGAUACAUCACUUGUUUAUUCAUUAUUCACAAAGGAACUGAGGCUUUUUGUCUCUGGAAGCGUGAUGCAAGAGCCUAUCGCCUGCAAGCUUUUCCGUCCAAGAGUCGAACUGGCGUGAUUAUCACCUGAAGGAAUUAGAAAUAAAAAUCUGCCACAUGAACAUUUGCUGACGCAUGUCGUAGAAACACAUGAAUACAUUUCUAUCUGCUUCCUUUUAUCGUCUCGUCUUGAGUACUGAAGCUUUGGAAAUAGCUCAAUGCACGGAAUGCCUAGCCCCGCCCCUCAUUGAUUCACAUAAUUCAUUUUUUUAACGAUACUGUUUUGAGAUAUGAUAGGCGUUUUCUUUGGACAUUCUAAAAUAAAUUACCAGUAAUGCAUAGCUUACUGCUGAAGGCCGCGUAAGGUGUAAAACGAUGACUGCGAAAAUCAGAGUCAUCCUCAAAAUAUCAGGAUGUUCGGAGUUUCGUAAUUUUAGUGGCCAUCAUGACUUGCUGAUGUCUGAAGGGAUGUUAUGAAUGUGUUCAAAUGAUCAACCCAAGGUCUUUACUUUUAACAGUCAUCCUCGAACAACGAGGCAGAAACAAAUCUGAAGAGGACGAAAAAAAAUAAGAGUAUUGGUAUCGUGAUUUUCUUUUCAGCUCAGUGUUUGAAUGAAUCUUAUGAAUGCGGCCUCACACACUCGCAUGCAUGUGAGGCCUCACACGUUCCCACGAGCACCCCCCCGGGGUCUUAGUUUUGCCCAAUGAGGGGAAGAGACCUUUGCUAAUCUCAUAAAUUCAACUAACUUCUUUCCUCCUCUCUCUUUCCCUCCCUUCCCGGAGCUCGACUCGGCUAUUCCCAGGCGGGCCGGCGAGGACUCACAUGAGCGGUAAAGCCGUGAGGGUCUGGCACUCUGCUAUGAAGUAGUCGAAAGGAUUUCGCACCGAUGCAAGGAGCGGCUCUUUAGACUUUUUAGCGUACAGAUUGUUCCCGUCCAAACAUGACCCUUUUGUCCGAGGAUCAGUCCGCCAGGCCCCAGCCUUGCCGGGUACCGGAUCCGCCCAGCAAACAGGCGGGCCCCUUGCACCAGGACACGAAGGAUUUGACCGGCUCCAAAGACUACUAUAUGGACAGCGCAGAAAACGCCAUCUUCGGACAGGUGGAGCCCCCGAGGCGCUCGCGGGGCCGCCUGAUCCUCCACGGCUUGGUCAUGUUCGGAAGGGAAUUCUGCUACGCGGUGGAGGCGGCGUUCGUCACGCCCGUGCUGCUCAGCGUGGGCCUGCCACGUAGCAUGUACAGCCUGGUGUGGCUGAUCAGCCCCAUCCUGGGCUUCCUGCUGCAGCCCGUCAUCGGCUCGGCCAGCGACUACUGCCGCUCGCCGUGGGGGCGGCGGAGGCCCUACAUCCUGACGUUGGGCCUCCUCAUGCUUGUGGGCAUCACCAUGUUCCUCAACGGAGAUCUCGUCAUCUCAGCAGUGAUCGCCGACAGGGCAACACGGCGGACGUGGGCCAUCGUGGUGGUGAUGCUCGGCGUGGUGCUGUUCGACUUUGCCGCCGACUUCAUCGACGGGCCCAUUAAGGCUUACCUGUUUGACGUGUGCUCCCACCAGGACAAGGAGCGAGGCCUCCACUAUCACGCUCUGCUCACUGGUCUGGGCGGAGCGUUCGGCUACCUGGUGGGCGCCAUGGACUGGGGUCACUCCAUCCUGGGCCAGCUGCUGGGCUCCGAGUACCAGGUCAUCUUUUUCUUCUCGGCGCUCACCUGGAGCGUUUUCCUCACCGUGCACCUCUUCAGCAUUCCCGAAGAGCCCCUGGACAAAGCGGCGGCCGGCCGACCGUCGGCCCUCAGUGCCCUGAGGCAACUGGGCUCCCAGCGGAACGGCUACGGAACUCUGGGAAAAGAAGCCGAGGACCCCCCGCUGCUGUCCGUCUCGGACAUCAGGCAGCGGUCUUUCUCUGCUCUUGGGGAGGCCAACGCCGUCACCUCCAGUGCCAAACAGCCCAGCAAGGAGGCCCGUGAGAGGAUGACACUGAAGUCUCUGUUGAAAGCCAUCAUCACCAUGCCCAACCACUACCGCUACCUGUGCAUCAGUCACCUGCUGGGAUGGACGGCGUUCCUCUGCAACAUGCUCUUUUUUACCGACUUCAUGGGACAGAUCGUCUACAAGGGGAACCCGUAUGCCGAGCAUAACUCCACGGCCUAUGCCACAUACGAGCGCGGUGUGGAAAUUGGCUGCUGGGGCUUGUGCAUCAAUGCGGUGUCCUCGGCUCUUUUCUCUUACGUGCAGCGCUUUUUGCUGCCCUACGUGGGCCUGAAAGGUUUGUACUUCAUGGGCUACUUUGUGUUCGGCCUGGGCACCGGCCUCAUCGGCCUCUUCCCCAACAUCAUUGCCACGCUGGUCCUGUGCAGCGUUUUUGGCGUCAUGUCCAGCACGCUCUACACCAUCCCCUUCAACCUCAUCGCAGAGUACCAGCGCGAGGAGGAGGAGGAAAUGAAACGUCGCGGCGGUGGCGAAUCGUUACGGGGCACGGGCGUGGACUGCGCCGCCCUCACCUGCAUGGUGCAGCUGGCCCAGAUCUUGGUGGGCGCGGGCCUGGGCGCCCUGGUCAACGUGGUGGGCAGUGUGGUGGUGGUGGUCCUGUCCGCCUCCACCGUGUCCCUGCUGGGCUGUGUCUUCAUCGCGCUCUUCGUCAGAUACGCUCACUCCUCGCACUAUUUGUAAUAACUGACUAAAGAUUCUAUUCUAUUGCUAAAUAAAGAUUCUUUAUUGUGA
Hippocampus comes (tiger tail seahorse) is the source of this 3488-nucleotide messenger RNA. It is a transcript of the gene slc45a2, whose product is annotated as solute carrier family 45 member 2. NCBI's taxonomy places the organism in Eukaryota, Metazoa, Chordata, Actinopteri, Syngnathiformes, Syngnathidae. The transcript is spliced from 7 exons. The coding region runs from base 1716 to 3437 and encodes 573 amino acids. Gene Ontology annotation, molecular function: sucrose:proton symporter activity. The record is from RefSeq and is a predicted model, not a curated record. Gene Ontology annotation, cellular component: membrane.